AUGGACAAGUUCCGGAUGAUUUUCCAGUUCCUGCAGUCCAACCAGGAGUCCUUCAUGAACGGCAUCUGCGGCAUCAUGGCACUGGCCAGCGCCCAGAUGUACUCUGCCUUCGAUUUCAACUGCCCCUGCUUGCCCGGCUACAACGCAGCCUACAGCGCGGGCAUCCUGCUGGCGCCCCCGCUGGUGCUCUUCCUGCUCGGCCUGGUCAUGAACAACAACGUGUCCAUGCUGGCCGAAGAGUGGAAGCGGCCCCCGGGCCGCCGGGCCAAAGACCCUGCCGUGCUACGCUACAUGUUCUGCUCCAUGGCCCAGCGGGCCCUCAUCGCUCCCGUCGUCUGGGUGGCCGUCACACUGUUGGAUGGCAAGUGCUUCCUCUGUGCCUUCUGCACUGCCGUGCCCGUGACCGUGCUGGGCAACGGCAGCCUGGCGCCCGGCCUGCCCCCACCCGAGCUCGCCCGCCUGCUAGCCCGGGUGCCCUGCCCCGACAUCUAUGACGGCGACUGGCUGCUGGCCCGCGAGGUGGCCGUGCGUUACCUGCGCUGCAUCUCCCAGGCACUGGGCUGGUCCUUCGUGCUGAUGACCACACUGCUGGCAUUCGUGGUGCGCUCUGUGCGGCCCUGCUUCACACAGGCCGCCUUCCUCAAAAGCAAGUACUGGUCCCACUAUAUCGACAUCGAGCGCAAGCUCUUCGACGAGACGUGCACGGAACACGCCAAGGCCUUCGCCAAGGUCUGCAUCCAGCAGUUCUUCGAGGCCAUGAACCACGACCUGGAAUUGGGUCACGCCCACGGGGCACUGGCCACGGCCCCCGCCGGCUCAGCUGCCCCAGCGCCCCCCGAGGGUGCUGAGGAGGAGAGGGAGAAGCUCCGUGGCAUCACGGAUCAAGGCGCCGUGAACAGGCUUCUCACGAGCUGGCACAAAUGCAAGCCACCCCUGAGGCUGGGCCAGGAGGAGCCGCCGGUGGGCAACGGCUGGGCGGGCGGCGGGCCCCGGCCUCCACGCAAGGAGGUGGCCGCCUACUUCAGCAGAGUGUGA
Molecule: messenger RNA, 1035 nt
Organism: Panthera uncia (snow leopard)
Lineage: Eukaryota; Metazoa; Chordata; Mammalia; Carnivora; Felidae
Gene: CALHM1
Product: calcium homeostasis modulator 1
Exons: 2
Coding region: 1-1035 (344 amino acids)
Molecular function (GO): monoatomic cation channel activity
Source: RefSeq, a predicted model, not a curated record